This is a messenger RNA of Amoebophrya sp. A25, 3594 nucleotides long. NCBI's taxonomy places the organism in Eukaryota, Dinophyceae, Syndiniales, Amoebophryaceae. The record is from the annotation of a GenBank genome assembly.
AACAACAACAACAGGACGGGCCUCUCCCAUGAUUUGUGACUUGAUGAAAUGAUUGUCCUGCAACGAUCCUCCUAGUUGUGGUCUUAUAUAUUGCAGAGAACGUGGACGAUACGGAUAGAGAUACCUACGAGACAUAAAAAUAGAAGCUUAGACUAAAGAUGUCUGUAACGAGUCAGAAUCAACAUCUAUUCAUCAACGAUACUUCUAGUUGUAGUUGUUUGAGAAAUUGUCAAUAUAAGAGAAACCCCAAACAGAUGCCAUGCUUGACGAAUACUCUGGACAUCGCAGAGCAGCCGAGCUAGAACUGUCUGAACUCUACUCCCGUUCAGAGCAAGGGUCGGACAUAUCGUCCUCCUCGUCACCGCGCUCAGAUACCACGAACACGACUCCGCGAUCUUUGCAUGUUAACAUUAAGACUAGUACAAGAAAUGAUCUCCCAGAAUUGAUACGAUAGAUAGGUUCUCCGAGUAGCUUCUAAUAACCGCAGAACAGAAUCCGGGGAUUCAUCUGCUGGACGAGUCUACUUUUGGGAUUCAUGGAUUGAGUCGUUCGAAAACUUCUGUCAAGACGAGCGGCGAGCUGCGCCAUGCCUGGUCCUAUUACUGCACUUCACUGUAUGAUGCCCCCACUCGUCAUAAUUGAGAUGAACUACGAAGAUCUUCACAUGGGACGAAUGUCGUUCCACCUAAAAAAUACUCUGAGGGGUGGACGAAUGUCGUUCCACCUAAUCAUACCAAAACAUGUAGCUAAACCGAAGAGGCGGAACGGCAUUCGCCUAUCGACAUUCGCAAGGAGUGGAAGCAUUCAUUUACGGUCGUCGGCGUGGUUGUGUGGCACACGCUAGUGACGGGAGAACCAGGAACGAGAAGAUGGCCCUCUGAAGAUUAUGGCUCCUCGGUGUCAGUAUCGUAUGAUGGUGGGGAUCUCCUGAUGGCUAUUGCAAGUGAGAUGAGAGUCUACUCGAAUACGCAAAAUGAGCGAGAAAGUAAGACAUCACAAUGACCGAGUAUCUGAAAUUAUAGCAUACUCGCUUAUUUGCGUUUUUCGAUUAUCUGACUAAGUCAAUGAAAGGGGAAAACUACAGUUAUGCAUCAUCGUAAUAUCUUGCUGUUUUUUUUGUUUCCUGGAAAAGUAAAUGAUUCUUUCACAACGUCAUCUUCAUCUAAGCGAAUACUACCUCAUUCGACGAACAAGCUACGCAUAUUAGCAUAGGCAGUCUUGCGCCGUAUGUCGUAGUAACGGUUUACUUUUACCUCAGAGCAAGCUGGACGGAUCCGGGAUUUGUGGAGCCGGUUCCUACAAGUGCAGUAGAAGAUGUGCUUGUAGUGGGGGAUGGUGAUUCAUCUAAGGAAAUACUACAAGAUGAUAGACAAGAAGGCGUACCAGGGGUCCAAAGCUGUUCGUCUACUAAGAAUGAUGAUCAAGAGGCUGGAGUUCUUGGGGGAAAAGAUGCUCAAUCUGCAGGAUGCUCAACAGUAGAGCAUGCAAUCCGCAAAGCAUAUCCGCGACCUCAUUUUCCUGGACCAGACAUACUCGGUAAUCCAGUUGCAGGACUAGAGAUGAUUGAAAUGAGCAAUCUGUCUACAACACCCGCCAAGGAUGAAGAGAAUCAAAAUCAUGAGAACAACGACGUGGUCAUCAAGAAAGCUUCAUCUCCCGGAAGCUCUGCAACAAAACGAAAGAAGAAGGGCCCAUCCUCAACAUCAAAGAAACCACCACCAUGGGAAGUGCGUCGCCCAGACGGUAGUUCGUUUUCGCUUAGAUAUUGCAAACAAUGCAAAGGCUAUCAGCCUCUACGAGCAAAGCAUUGCAAGGAUUGCGGACGCUGCGUCAGAACCUACGACCACCACUGCCCAUGGAUAGGCACUUGCGUUGGUGAGAGGAAUCGACGGUAUUUCUUUCUCUUUCUUCUAUUCCAGUUCGCAGAAUUGUUGCGUUUUGGGUAUCUUGGGGUGAACGUAUUUUGGGAACAACAAAACGGCGGUAGAAGUAGCAGUACUGGACAUCAUGGAGGUUCAGGUUCUCGUCAAGAGCUGCAUGGUAUUUUAAAGGAUCAUGCAGAUCGAAGCCCGGCUCCCUAUGACGUCGAUGCAAUCAAAAACGCCUUGAAAAAUAUGAUCCCUCGCGUUCAUGUGUAUCACGGGAACACCCAUCAAGAACAAUAUGGAAGGGCUUCAUCUGCGAAAGGUACUGAACAAGCAGAAGAUCUUGUUGGGGGUCCAAAAAAACUGGGAGUCGAUACGAAGCCUCCUAUUUUGUCUGAAGCACGAAGAAAAGAGUUGCUAUUGGAGAUGCAGUUGGCACGAGAUGCUGUUGUAGAAGAGGUCAAUGGUGGUAUUAAGCCGAAGCCUGUUGCAGAGCAAGCCAGUUCUGCGCUGCUGCUUCCGAGUAACAGUGAACAUGUUCUUGAUACUGAAGGAUCAUCAGAAAUUCCACGAGGCACUUUAUUGACCUCGACAGGACAACACGAUCAAGAAAAGCAUCUAGUACCUCCGCAGGCGCAGCCUGUGCGACAAGAGCAACCCUCAUCACGACCACCUCCUACGUCACUAGCAGCAUCCUCCGCGACCAGAAGAAGCACGACCCGAAAAGCACCAAGUUCUCAAGCCAGAAAAAGAGUUGUUGUUGCGCCAGCUGCGAGGUUUGUACUUAUACUUGCGAUUUUCGUAAUCUGUCUCUUCGCCCUGAUGGUCGGCACAUUGCUAGCGUACCACACAUAUUUAGCGGCCAUUAACCUGACGUCAUGGGAAACGGGAUCGUGGGAUCGGAUUACUUAUCUGAGUUAUGCGUGGCAAGUAAGUCAUACUAGUUUUUCGGUAUGCUGUUGCUGUUGGUGUGCAGCCUAUGCUGUAGUGGUCAAGAAGCACCUCAGGCAUUCGCAUACCGAAAAAAUACUCGAACAACUCGCAAUUUUUGUUUCUAAUCACGGGACUUGGAUUAUGAAUUGGGAUCGCCUUUCUCUCGAAGCCUGGUCUUGAAUUGUGCCUCUUAUUUCUGCCCCGAGAGGUGUCGUCCUAGUUUAGAAAGAAAAAACAUGAUAGAAGAUUUCUCUGCGCCUGGCGUACAAGGACCGCGAGGUGUUGAACUUGACUUAGGAGAAAUACACAAGGCAAAGGAUGAUGAGCUUCAUCAAGAGAUGGACAUGCAUGAAAAAAUAGAGAAUACUCUUCAAGGGCAGCUUCAGGGACAUCCCAUAUCCAGCAUGAACAACGAUCACAACAUCAACAACUUGUUUCCUGAUCACCUAACUUGGGCCCUCGGUCCACAGCAUAUUCCCUCGGGUGUGAAAUUUUGCUCUGGUGAUGGUUGUGACGAUUGUUGUGACAGAAUGUGCUCAUCCUCAGGUUGCUGUUGUCCAUCAUGUUGUGACGAGCAUCGAACAACUUUUAACGAUGAUCCUCGUUUGUCGCCAAUUUAGCAAUUAUUCGUCGACUGUCAUUAUGACUAUGCUGCCAGGAUGACUACCAGUUCAUCAUGUUCUUCGAGCUCGUCACCGCGGAACAUGAACGCACGAUCCCAUCUGUUGUUCAGCGGCUGGUGGGGAAUGAAGUGUUUAUACGGCACUAUGAAUAUAAUUAUGGUGUUGUACAUCAA